AUGGCUGGCCAAAUCAUUCCUGCCAACAACGACCAGAACCUCGAGAACAUGGGACUGAUGCCCGUGCUGCCACCGGGCUUCCACUUCUUCCCUUCUGAUGAAGAGAUCUUCCACUACUACCUGGUGAACAAGAAUGUCCGCCCGAACCCCAACCUGGCCAACCAAUUCGAUCACAACGUGAUCAAGGAGCUCGACGUGUAUGGCUACAGUCCGUCGGAGUUGUCAGAGAAUCCUUACUUCGAGUAUGGCCCCAAGGAGGCAACAAGGCACUGGUACUUCUACACAGCUGCUCGUGGGCCUGCCGAGAGGCAGAGAAGGAUGAGGGCCGUGAACCGCGGGUUCUGGCUGAUGAGGGGGAGGGGCAACGAUGAUGUCGUGCGUGGUGGUGGUGCAGUUCUGGGUGCCAAGUGCUGCUUUGUUUUCUACAUGGGGACUUCAGUUCACAAUGCUGUUAGGACUGAUUGGAUCAUGCAUGAAUUUGCGCUGCCUGAUCAUGCCCAGGCUUCUUUCUUGCUCUAUCGACUUUUUGCGAAGCCUUGGACUGGGGAUAGCUCAUCGAGUGCUCGCAAUGAUGGAGUGCUCCCAUAUGAAGCUGCUCCAGGAGGCAAUCGUGAGGAUGUGUUGGUUAGCGAGAUACAUAACCAUGUUCCAGAUGGGCAAAUUCCUGCUCCUGUUCGUCUGAACCAGACCAUCUAUCUGAAUAGUAGGGUAAACCAUCAUCAUGGGGACAGCGAUGGUGCUGGGAACUUCGAUGCUGAUUUUGCAGCACCGCCGACAACAGGUGCUCCAAGGGUAGACUAUAUAGAGCUGAAUGAUUUUUUCAGCCCGCUGUGA
This is a messenger RNA of Syzygium oleosum, 834 nucleotides long. Its product is annotated as NAC domain-containing protein 68-like. The record is from RefSeq and is a predicted model, not a curated record. Lineage: Eukaryota; Viridiplantae; Streptophyta; Magnoliopsida; Myrtales; Myrtaceae. The transcript has 3 exons. The coding region runs from base 1 to 834 and encodes 277 amino acids. Gene Ontology annotation, molecular function: DNA binding. Gene Ontology annotation, biological process: regulation of DNA-templated transcription.